UCUUCUAACUUCAUAUCGUUUCGGGUUAUGUUAGUAAAUUGUAAUUCUUAUGUCUCUUGUUGAUAAUAUUUUGAAUAACCUACUAAAAUUUUAACGAUAUAACACGUAUUACGUUUCAAUAAAAGUAGUUGAACAACUGUAGAACAAUGUCGAUUGGUGUUCCUAUUAAAGUUUUGCAUGAAGCCGAGGGACAUAUCGUAACUUGUGAAACGAUCGAUGGCGAAGUAUAUCGCGGCAAACUCAUAGAGGCUGAAGACAACAUGAACUGUCAGGUUUCACAUGUCACGGUUACAUAUAGAGAUGGUCGUGUCGCUCAGAUGGAGAAUGUGUAUGUAAGAGGAUCAAAAGUACGGUUUAUUAUAUUACCAGAUAUGUUGCGAAAUGCUCCUAUGUUUAAAAGUAAAAUGACUAUGGGUGGAGCAGCUGGACGUGGUAAAAGUGGAAUGAUACGAUCAUCAGUUGGCCGAGGUCGAGGCCGUGGUGGACCCCCUAUGGGUCGUGGUGGUCCUCCCAUGGGACGUGGAGGACCUCCAAUGGGUGGAUCAUGGAAUCAAAGACGUUGAGGUUAAAAAUUGAUACCAGAUGCAUACAUACUUUACUUUUAAGGUUUUUGAUUAUAAAUUUGAAUGUAAGAUUUCAAAUAAAUAAGUAUUGACAAUUUUCAAAUAAAUA
Messenger RNA from Sipha flava (yellow sugarcane aphid), 672 nucleotides. It is a transcript of the gene SmD3, whose product is annotated as small nuclear ribonucleoprotein Sm D3. The transcript is spliced from 3 exons. The coding region runs from base 147 to 563 and encodes 138 amino acids. Gene Ontology annotation, biological process: spliceosomal snRNP assembly; RNA processing. Gene Ontology annotation, molecular function: RNA binding. Gene Ontology annotation, cellular component: U4 snRNP; pICln-Sm protein complex; U5 snRNP. The record is from RefSeq and is a predicted model, not a curated record. NCBI's taxonomy places the organism in Eukaryota, Metazoa, Arthropoda, Insecta, Hemiptera, Aphididae.